UCGUGUUUGUUUGGCGUCAGUGUGAACAUGGAAAACGAAAAAGUGCAUUUUCGGCAUUUAAUGCUUUUUUACUACCGCAAAGGCAAGAAUGCUGUUCAAGCAGCGAAAAAGAUAUGUGUUGUUUACGGAGACAAUGCUGUAAGUGAACGAACAGUGCGCGAAUGGUUUGUGAAAUUCAGACGGGGCGAAUUUAACGUUGAAGACCGGCCACGCUCCGGUAGGCCAUCUGCGGUUGAUGACGACCAAAUCAAGGCGCUGAUCACAAAUAAUCAGCAUAUUACCACUCGUGAGAUAGCAGAGAGACUCAAAGUGUCGAAUUCGACCAUUUAUGAGCAUUUGAUGCGGCUUGGCUUCGUUAGUCGCCUUGAUGUUUGGGUACCCCACGAAUUAACCGAAAGAAAUUUAAUGGACCGUAUUUCCACCUGCGAUUUAUUGCUCAAACGCAACGAAAACGACCCAUUUUUGAAACGGAUGAUAACGGGCGAUGAGAAAUGGAUCAUCUACAAUAAUGUUGAGCAAAAACGGUCGUGGAGUCAUUCGAGUGAGCCGCCAUCAACCACCCCAAAGGCCAAUAUCCAUGCCCAGAAAGUGAUGCUCUGUUGCUGGUGGGAUUGGAAGGGCAUUGUCUAUUACGAGCUGCUGCCGCAUAACCAAACGAUUAAUUCGGAUAAGUAUUGUAGCCAGCUGGACAAUUUGAAGCAAGCCAUUGACCAGAAGCUCCCAGAAUUGGCCAAUCGUAAAGGGGUGGUCUUUGACCAGGACAACGCUAGACCACAUGUGUCUUUGGCCACCCAGCGAAAGUUGUUGGAGCUUGGCUGGGAUGUCUUACCGUACCCAUCAUAUAGUCCUGACCUGGCACCUUCGGAUUACCAUCUGUUCCGCUCUUUGCAAAAUUCGCUCAACGGAAAAAAAUUCAAUUCUCUGGAGGACUGCAAACAGCACCUUGAGACGUUCUUUAGCGAUAAGCCAGGGACGUUCUAUGAGAGUGGCAUAAUGAAACUUCCCAAAAGAUGGCAAAACGUUAUCAAACAAAAUGGCGCAUAUAUUAUUGAAUAAACUUGAUUAUUAGUACAAAAA
Ooceraea biroi (clonal raider ant) is the source of this 1077-nucleotide messenger RNA. Its product is annotated as histone-lysine N-methyltransferase SETMAR-like. The record is from RefSeq and is a predicted model, not a curated record. Gene Ontology annotation, biological process: mitotic DNA integrity checkpoint signaling; replication fork processing; double-strand break repair via nonhomologous end joining. Gene Ontology annotation, cellular component: site of double-strand break; condensed chromosome; nucleus. Gene Ontology annotation, molecular function: histone H3K36 methyltransferase activity; DNA topoisomerase binding; double-stranded DNA binding. NCBI's taxonomy places the organism in Eukaryota, Metazoa, Arthropoda, Insecta, Hymenoptera, Formicidae.